Molecule: messenger RNA, 5632 nt
Organism: Caretta caretta (loggerhead turtle)
Lineage: Eukaryota; Metazoa; Chordata; Testudines; Cheloniidae
Source: RefSeq, a predicted model, not a curated record
AUGGAGGAGUUGGCAGGGCAAGUGUGUGGCUGGUCACAGGAAUUCUUAGCUGGUGGCUUUUCCCCUUGGGUUUUGGAAUCCUACAUGGCUGCUGAUGGGAAUGCUCUUGUUCCCUUGCGUCAGAAGACCAAACAGAAAAGUCAAGAGAUUGUUGUUAUGAGUCGACGGAGGAUAUCGUGUAAGGACCUGGGACGAGCUGAUUACCAGGGGUGGCUCUACAAGAAAAAGGAAAAAGGACCUUUCAUUGGUAACAAAUGGAAAAAGUUCUGGUUUGUGCUGAAGGGGUCAUCAUUAUACUGGUACAGCAGCCAAUUGGCAGAGAAAGCUGAAGGAUUCAUCAACCUGCCAGACUUCACUGUGGACCGAGCGAGUGAAUGCAAGAAAAAGUAUGCUAUUAAGGUCAGCCACCCACAGAUCAAGACAUUUUAUUUUGCAGCAGAGAAUGUGGAGGAAAUGAAUAGGUGGCUAAAUAAACUGGGGCUAGCUGUAAUUCCUCAGGCAUCCAAUGGAAAGAAUGAAGAAGAAUGCUAUAGUGAGAGUGAACAUGAAGAUCCAGAAAUAGCAGGAGAGACUCCACCCCCUCCUUACACAGAACAGCCACCUCCUCCUCAUUUGGCUCAGCAGCAGCCCUUGUUGAUCUCGCCUCUAUCAAGUGAAGCAUCCUGUUCUCUCUCCUCCCUGGAAAGCACCAUGAAGUCACAAGGUUCCUCAUCUUCCUUGCUAGCCAAAAUGGCUCAUCCAGAGAGACAGUCUUGGCUUGACAUAGUUAACACGGAAGAGGUUGAUCAGCCUUUAUCCUUCUGUGUCCAGACUCAUGAUGAUGAUCAUCCAACGGCAGACUGUAGUGAAAUGGCAGAAAGCCAGCUUCUCAGAUCUAAUAAUGGAUCUCAGAACUCUUUAUUAAGUGAAGACACAACUUCAUCAGACAGCAGCAGGGAUCGCCUAACUGUGCCAGAAGAUUUGAUAGGAGCAAGGACACUAUCCAAAGAACAGGCAAAAUGCUCCGAAGACGAAAUGGAGCGACUUUACAAGUCAUUAGAACAAGCAAGUUUGUCUCCCAUCGGGGACCGUCGACCUUCAACCAAAAAAGAGCUCAGAAAGUCCUUCGCCAAACGGAGCAAAAACCCCUCCAUAAAUGAGAAACUCCACCAAAUCCGAAUGCUGAAUAGCACAUUAAAGUGUAAAGAGCAUGACCUGGCCAUGAUUAACCAAUUGCUGGAAGAUCCUGAGCUGACGGCAAAGAAGUAUAGAGAAUGGAAGAAUACAAACACCAUGUUGGUCCAAGAGAUCUAUCAGCAGCACGAUGCCCUAGCUGUUGUGGAAGGGAAUAGCAAGGAACCAUAGAUGAAUCCACCACCUUUCUUUAAUUGAAAAUGCUAUCUGAGGACAGUGGAACCUGCAGUACAUAACAGGAUUCCUCCCUGUCCCUCUUUACCUCCUGAUGCUUUAAGCUACUACAGUUUCAGGUUUUGUUUUUUCCAAGUGCUUAUCUCUUCCCCUUUAAAAGAAAAACAACCCAUUCUCCAAAGCAUUAUUUCCUCUCUCCAAACUCAUUUCAUGCCAAUAAAAUGGAACCCCAAAAUUAAAAAAAGAUGCCCCCUCUGGGUACAUGUCUGAGGCAAACAUUAUCUGAAGCAGAGAGGAAAUGGAUUGACAUUCAGGAAUGGCUGAUCUUUCAUCAGAGGUAAACUGAGCACACACAGACCUGAAAGUCUCAGAGGAAUGUACAUAUUGUAGAUACUAGACCUUCGGGGUCAUUUUAUUCAUGUAACCUAUUGAUGGAAGGAACUUUUUUAAAGCUAUGAUAAUGCUAACAGGAUACAAUCUUCUCUCCUACCACUUGUCUCUUCAAGACAACUACAAGUAAGAACUUUUAUCUCUACUUACAUUUGUUUUGACUGCAUUACUAUGUAAACGGUGGCAACAAGGAUAAUGAUUAUGCAUAAAUCUGAAUUUUAAAUAAUUUUCAAGGCACCCAGUCAAUGGACACCAUAAACAUUUCCUAAUUGUGUACGGACAAGAUCAAGAUGCUGUUUUCCCACGUCAUCUGGAGAGGGUCCCUUAAUGUGUGUUGGUGACAAAUAAAUUUGUUCUUCAAUGCGGAAACUCUGUCUCAUCAAGUUUCAACUUUUCUUAUGGAAUAUAGGACUCAGUAAAGGACAAUUUUCUGCUUACAUAUUUUUGAUAGUAGUGAAUACGUAAAGUACAAGUUCAUCUUGAAUUCAUAGUCAUAAUAAUAGACCUUUUACAGCGCUUUUAAUCAGUAGAACACAAAAUGCUUUACAAAGGAAGUCAGUUUAUUAUCCCUGUUUUACAGGGGAAACUGAGGCACAGAACAGCAGUGACUUGGCUGAUGACACUCAGCACGCAGUGGUGGAGCUGGGCAGAUCCAAACAUAUAAAACAUAGUUGAUUAUAUUUUUUUUUAAUAUGUGUCACUUUAUGGCUUAUGUGAAUGUGUGACCAUGUACUGUAUAUAUUUUUAUUUAUAUAUUUAUGUACUGUACAUUUUCUACUGUAAAAAGGACCACAUGUUAUAGAUGAGAUUGUUUAUCUGUUGAUUUCAAGAGAAAUGCCUGCACAGUCUUCAUACCCAAAUAUAAUUAAUAUACAUUUAUAUUAUUCAUACCAUUCCAAAGUUACGACACAUUGGGAGUUGCAUUGUAAGCUUUAUUUUUGAGUACCUUGCUUCUACUUUUUGACCUCAGUGUGAGAUUUGGUUGAAAAUUUCACUGUAUAUUCUAGGGUAGGAAAAUAUUUUUCUAUAAAAUUUCAUAACCCCAGGUGGCAUGGUUUCAUAACCCCAGGUGGCAUAGUUUAACUAGUAUGUUAAUCAAAUAAAAAAUUAACACAUUGUUUUGCUGCAAUGGGUCAUAAUUUUCAGCCUUAGGUUUCUCAGCACAGGAUACACAUUUGAACUCCCAAUUGGAUGUUGAAUUGUCUAUACAUGUGCAGUAUAGUUUGAUUUGCACAUUUCAGCAUAUGUGACUUUGUAAAGUCACUGAGUUUUAAGAAAUAUUCCUCCUUAUUAAAUGGAUCCCCAGCACAGGAACUAGCAUUUAAAGAUAUACACCCAAAUACUCUGGUGUGAAGGAGAUGCACUCCAGUUAGCCAGUGUGUAAAGAUGUUCUCAAGAGUUUUUGGACUCAUCUAGCUUUAAAGCAGAAUACGCUAUAAAUAUCAAAAAAUCAUACAUGUUCAGAUAUUGACCCAUGUGUAUGCAUAGUGUAGAUUAUUAGAAUUUUGAUUAUGAAAAAAAAUUAACCAUCUUCACUGGAACAGAUUGGAUUUCCUCCACUUGCUUAGCAAUUAGUUUUAAUUGCUUGGAAAUGUUUCAUUACUAAGCAAUUAAUGUUUUAAGAUCUAAACCCUUAGCUGUAUCCCAGAACAUCCAGGAAAUGUUGGAUCAUUAGAGAUGGGUUGGACUUGGGAAUUGAAUGCAGCAGGAAGGCUCUGAGUUUUGGGCACUUCUGGCAGCUGGUAAAUCUACUAAAAUUUGAUUGAAGGGAGCCAUGCCUAGGUGGACUGUAUAAGUUCCCGUGAAGCAGGUUUUCCCUUCUGCAGAUAUUAGCGGGAGGAGAAGAGUGGACUGAGGGAUGGAGAGACACAGGAGGCAAAAACAGGAGGUGGUUGGAUGCUGUGGCUCGGAAGUAGGGUUAUAUUUGAGAUACCAGCACUGCCUCAGGACUGGAACUUGGGAGUGGGACUGGUUGUUGAGUCCGCGUUAGUGCUGGACUAUGGAGAGCUGUAGCUAGAGAACAAGGACUAGCUGGGGACUGGAACUGGGUGGUAAGAACUAGUAUAGGAAUCAGAGAAGGAAACUGAAACAAUCACUGGGCACAUCUGUUAAAAAUAAAACCACAAAAUCUUUUAACUAAACCUUCUAAACUAUGGAAACCACAAGCUAAGUGAUGUAAAUAGAUCUGACAUCAGCCUUUCCCAUCCAGACCAUUCUCUUGAAUUGCACUUAGCAACCUUAACUGUAACAUGAUGAAGGUUUGUUUGUUUUAUGUCUAAGUGUGUGUGUGUGUAUAUAGAUAUAUAUAGAUUCUCUUGUGUUAAGCAACAAUACUGAAGGUUUUUUGUUCUUUUUUUGACAGUUGCACACGGACAUUAUGCAGCCAAAGCUGUAAAAUACUUCAGGAACUUAAAGAAAAUUCUGUUUAAGAGAAAUCAAGAAAAUAUUGACUUAUGAAAUUAAGGAAUUCCUCAUUAUGUUUUUAGACUUUGUGCAUAUUUUUUUCAGUUGUUCCUAGUGAACAACAAAAUUCAGAUUUUUUUUUAGCGACAUUUAUUAUUCUGGUAAAAAAUCUUUCCUUAAAGCUAAUCAUCCGUCAUUUUGUAAAGUGUGCACCCACUACCCAACAAACAAACUAUGCUAAACCAAUAUUUUCACUUACACUUAGAAUAUUUCCUCAUUUCUGAAAAAAAAGUCAAUUGUCAAGAUUUUAGACAAUAAGUACAUUUUAAAAAGAGCCUUAAAAUAAACUAAACUUGGAAGGGACAGAUCUUCACCUGUAGGCAUAGAGUGCCUGGUGCAGUGCCCUUUGGACUUCCUGAUUCUGGGGCUGCUCUGUACCAGGCCACAGUCCCAAGAUCCUUUCACCUUCAUCAGCUGCCAAUGGCCCCAUAUGGCAACCAGGUUUAUGGAAGCUCAAAAUAGUAGACCUUGUUCCUAGCCACACCCUCUACACUGACAGCCAGAGUAGUUGGUGUGGGAGUCAUACAGGAGCUCUGCACCACUCAAGGAUAUAUCUAUCCAGGAGAGUCACUUUAGGGGCUUGAUCUGCUGAGUUUAGGGCCGCUUUCCACUGGGAAAGUGACACCAAACAGCUGGACCUCAGUCUAGUAACUUGGCCAAAGCCUUGGAAAAAUAUAAAGACAAUGCAGAAAUUUGUUGCACAUUUUAUAUAUAUAUAUAUGUGUGUGUGUGUGUGUAUUUGUAUUUGCCUAACUUUUUCAAUUCUGUUUUGUUACAGUGUUCACUCAGUAUGGAAUAAAUUCAUUCCACCCCAACCCUCUGAUACAUGCUUUGGUCAUAUAAUUAGUUAUUCAAACUGAGCCCUUCUAGCCUUAAAGUCUACCGAUGAUGUAAGAUUUUAUUGUCAGUACGUUUUUGGCUUGACAGACAAAAUUACCUCCCAAAGUGCAUGUGAUGAACUUGAAAUUAAAUCAGCUGGAUAAUACCAACAUAGGGUGAGCUGCAAGGCCCAUCCACCACAUCAGUCCCAUGCAAGCCCUUGAAAUAAUGUUAAGUGGGAUAUAAGUCGUGGCUAGGCCUUGUAUGGGCCCUCUGCAUAGGAGUGGAUUUUACCUAUGGAGAACCCAUGUGUAUGUGUAUUCGGAAGUAAAACAAAUAAUGUAAAUGAUUAGCAUACAACUGAGAGUGAGAAUUAAAUUGUUGGCUUUAUAGCAGUACAGACUCCAGUGAAGAAAGACAUUUAUCUACUAAUUAGCGUCUCAUGGCUGACUUAUCUGUGUAUAUAUUUUUUCACCUGUAACAUUUUUUUUUCUUUUUUUCUUUUAUUAGCUGUAAUGAUUCCACCAGAGAGUGGACUGAAAAGUUGUCAUUGGUCCAGGACUGAAUGAUGACAGCCUUGUGCCGCAGACAGAUGUCAUGGUUGCGGGGGGGG